Messenger RNA from Raphanus sativus (radish), 1220 nucleotides. RefSeq names its product partner of Y14 and mago. Gene Ontology annotation, biological process: exon-exon junction complex disassembly. The transcript has 5 exons. The record is from RefSeq and is a predicted model, not a curated record. Lineage: Eukaryota; Viridiplantae; Streptophyta; Magnoliopsida; Brassicales; Brassicaceae. Gene Ontology annotation, cellular component: exon-exon junction complex; cytoplasm. Gene Ontology annotation, molecular function: RNA binding. The coding region runs from base 252 to 881 and encodes 209 amino acids.
ACGCUUUAAAAUAAUUAAAAAAAAAAGAUUUUCGUCUUUUGACUGUUUUGUUUUCCAAUCGAACGCACGAAGAUAUUGUUAACCGGUCUCGAUCUCAUUCUUUAGGGUCAAAAGUCACGGUCAACUAUUCAAUAUUAACCGCUUGCGUUUCACCGGACUUGCGCUCUCCGGCGACCGGAAAAAUCUGCAUCUCAAAGGAAGCGGAGAACUUACUUAUAGCUGAGAAAGAAAAGUGUGUCUGAAGGAAUCAGAUGGGAAGCAGCAACAGAAGUGGAGAACAAAGAAAGCAAAUGGCAGAACUUAGCAAAAACCUUAAAGAAGGUGAGAGGAUUCUGGAGCCUACACGUAGACCUGAUGGUACACUCCGGAAACCCAUCCGGAUUCGAGCUGGACAUGUUCCAGAAGAUGAAGUUGUCAUCUAUCAGUCCAAAGGUUCUUUGAUGAAGAAGGAGAUGGCCUCGCUAGGACCUCCAGGUUAUGAACCUGAUCCAACUCCUAAACCAAAGACCAAAGCUGCUAAGAGAAACGAACGUAAGAAAGAGAAGAGAUUACAGGCUGCUGCAGAAAAAGGUAACAUCUCUGAGGAUGGAUCAAGUAAUCUUGACAAGGAAGAGGCUGCUCCAAGCAAUGGAACUCAAUCUGUGAAUGUAUUGGUUUCUGGUUUGGAUGCUUUGAACCUUGGUGAAGCACGCAAUCCAGGAACUGCAGGUGAAGACACUGAGAAGAGAAUACGUGCACUUAAGAAGAAAAUACGACUCACAGAAGCUCAACAGCAGAAGACUGCUCCCAAAGACCUAAAGCCAGAGCAACUGGAGAAGUUCUCUAAGUUGGAGGAAUGGAGGCAAGAACUCAAGGCUUUGGAGGAUAAGGAGGAGGCGUAGCACUCUGCUGCAUCUGACAUGUAACUGUCUAGCUUUCAGACAGGUUGUAGCUUUUCUCAUGAACAAUUGUUAGAAGAACCAAUCUAAAUUUGUAUGAAUGAAAAGGAGGCUGUUCUUUGAGCUUUUUUGUCAGAAGUCUGGUUAAUGAACUUGGCUCAAUGCCUACUUUGUGUGAUGGUGUUUGGUCUGCACCUAAAGCAUGUGCUUACAACUAGAUACAUAAGUAUUUAUUAUUGGUGCGAAACUGGGGGAGAGGCUAUUUAGUGAAGGAGAGAAAGAUUGUACUAAGUGAUUACUGUUGGUGUCUUUUUUUAGUUAAUAUGUCAUUUAUGUCACACA